CUGUUGUAGGGGAAAGGCUGUAGGUCUGCAGAUAAGGCUGUUGCCAUGGUGAUGAAGGAGAUACCAAGUAAGGAGUCUACAGAAGGAAAACCUCUCCUCACUAUGACAUCCCAGCUGGUGAACGAACAGCAGGAAAGCAGACCCCUCCUGAGUCCCUCCAUUGAUGACUUCCUGUGUGAAACAAAAUGCCAUGGAGCCUCACGGCUAGUAACCUCGAAUACAGCAGUCCUCACGACAGGUCUGGAUCUGUUAGACCUGAGUGAACCUGCAGUGAAAAGCCAUAGCAAGAGUAAAAGGAAUGAGCUGACACUGAGGAGCGAAGGGUUCAAGGGAACAUCCCAUAGGAGGAAGACUGAGGAGACAGAGCUCAUCAAAGUGGACAUUGAGCACAGUAUACAGAGCUCCCGGACCCCAGAGAGAGUAUCAUUAGACUCUGUCAAUAUCCAGUCACCCCUGGAUAAGUGGGAGGAGGUUAAUUUACAUGGAGAAAGGAAUGGAAGUAGAAAAUGGAAAACAGAGAAAAGACGCUCUUCUAAAAAUGCAUCAAGUGAAUUUCUAUGGUCUACAGAGAACUGGACACACACUCAAUCACCUGCAAAAGUUUUCAUGGAAGCCAACUCCUCCUCAGAACUAGAACCGGCCCCAGCAUCUCAGGGUCGACUAGGCAAGGAGCAUCGCUGGGGAAGCUCGAUCCUGUCACGAAAUCAUUCCCUGGAAGAAGAAUUUGAAAGAGCAAAGGCAGCUGUAGAGUCUGAUACAGAAUUCUGGGAUAAAAUGCAGGCAGAGUGGGAGGAAUUGGCCCGUAGAAAUUGGCUGACAGAAAACCAGGAGCCGCAGAUCCCAUUGAAUGUCUCCCUACAUGAAAAGGGCUACUACUUCCACACUGAUAACCCGUACAAGGACUGGCCCAACGCCUUUGAAGAUGCAGUAAGGAAAGUGAGGGAAGGCGACCUGCCCAAUGCUGUCUUACUGCUGGAAUCAGCGAUACUGCAGGACCCCCACGACCCAGAGGCUUGGCUAGUUCUGGGUACCACACAGGCGGAGAAUGAGAAUGAACAGGCAGCCAUAGUUGCUCUCCAGAGAUGUCUAGAACUGCAUCCCAACAACCUCCAGGCUCUGAUGGCUCUAGCGGUGAGCCUCACCAACACAGGGAUGCAGCAGGAGGCCUGCGAGGCCCUCAGAAAAUGGAUCAGACACCAUCCCAAAUACAAGCACCUGGUGAAGAGCAAAACAGCAUCCCCAACCUCUUCACGGAGGAUGUCCUGGGGCUCUCUUAGCAGCAGCUCCCAGCUACCGGAGGUAAAAGAUCUGUAUUUGGAAGCAGUCCAACAGAACACAAAUGUGAUCGACCCAGAUCUACAGACGGGUCUGGGAGUGCUCUUCAACCUGAGCGCUGAGUUCAACAGGGCUGUGGAUGCAUUUAAUGCUGCUCUUGCUGUCAGGCCAGAGGACUACUUGUUAUGGAACAGGCUGGGUGCCACGCUGGCGAAUGGAGACCGCAGCGAGGAGGCUGUCGAGGCCUACACUAAAGCUCUUGAAAUUCAGCCCGGCUUCAUUCGGUCAAGAUACAACCUAGGAAUCAGCUGCAUCAACUUGGGAGCACACAGAGAAGCUGCUAGCAAUUUCCUCACUGCCUUGAGCCUGCAGAGGAAGAGCAGAAGUCGGCAGUUGUCCCACCAGGUCAUUUCAGGUAACAUCUGGGCAGCCUUGAGGAUAUCCCUGUCCAUGAUGGACCAGCCAGAACUCUUCCAGGCAGCUAACAUAGGUGACCUGGACUUGCUUUUGAAGGCUUUCAACCUGGAGAAGUAAAAAAAAAAAAAAUCUUGG
This is a messenger RNA of Polyodon spathula (Mississippi paddlefish), 1827 nucleotides long. Its product is annotated as PEX5-related protein-like. Gene Ontology annotation, molecular function: protein binding. The coding region runs from base 46 to 1809 and encodes 587 amino acids. Gene Ontology annotation, cellular component: cytosol; peroxisomal membrane. The transcript is spliced from 13 exons. The record is from RefSeq and is a predicted model, not a curated record. Gene Ontology annotation, biological process: protein import into peroxisome matrix, docking. Lineage: Eukaryota; Metazoa; Chordata; Actinopteri; Acipenseriformes; Polyodontidae.